Molecule: messenger RNA, 2365 nt
Organism: Hydractinia symbiolongicarpus
Lineage: Eukaryota; Metazoa; Cnidaria; Hydrozoa; Anthoathecata; Hydractiniidae
Product: metallophosphoesterase domain-containing protein 1-like
Exons: 3
Coding region: 36-866 (276 amino acids)
Molecular function (GO): hydrolase activity
Source: RefSeq, a predicted model, not a curated record
AAAAUUAAUGCUAUGAUUUUUUAGAAAGAUAAAAAAUGUCUGCUGAAAAUAGAAUCAUUGUAAGUAAGUUAACAAAGGAACCAACAUUGCUAUGGCAACAGUUAAUGGUAAAACAGGCACAACGAAAACUUCCAGUGAAUCAAUUUACAGACAUAAAAUGUGAAAAGAAACAAGAUCACGUCAGAUUUGUGUUGAUAUCAGAUACGCAUGGUCAUGAAAUAGAACUCCCUGAUGGUGAUGUUCUCAUCCAUGGUGGUGAUUUUAGCAAAGUUGGUAAACCGAAAGAAAUAGACAAUUUCAAUGAUUAUAUGGGGAAAAUUAAACACAAGUUUAAACAUGUGAUAGUUAUAUGUGGAAACCAUGAAAUAACAUUUGACCCAUAUGGAGCACCUGCAAAGGACUACUUAUUAGAUGAAGAAAGUAAAAUCGUGAAUCAUUCAGAUAUGAAAAAGAAAUUAACCAAUUGUACCUACAUUGAAGAUGAGGCAGUUGAAGUUAUGGGAUUCAAGAUCUAUGGUUCUCCGUGGCAGCCAGAAUUUCAUGGUUGGGCUUAUAAUUUACCGCGAGGAGAAAAAUGCUUAGAAAAGUGGAAUCUUAUACCAGAAGAUACAGAUGUAUUAAUUACACAUGGACCUCCCUUAGGAUAUGGUGAUUUAUGUUCAUCUGGAUUAAGAGCAGGCUGCGCAGAAUUGUUGUCUACUAUUCAACAGAGAGUUAGACCAAGGUUACAUGUGUUUGGGCACAUUCAUGAAGGAUAUGGUGUAUGGAGAGACGACCACACUACCUUCGUCAACGCAUCGACGUGUACGUUGAGAUACAAACCAGUUAAUCGGCCGAUUGUUAUUGACCUAAAACCAAAAAAUUAAAAGAAAAAUUAUGCUCCUUGCUAAGUCAAAUAUUUAGACAAUCGCACUGAUACAGAACUGCUGUUCUGUAAGAUGCUCAGUUUUAAAAAUAUCCUCAAAUCUACUCAAAAUCAAAAAUUCUUUUAUGUAAUUUCCUUUUGAUCUUUAUGUAGGUUCUCGUUAUCUAAAGUUUGAUAAAGUGAAACCCUGACUGAUUGGAUCGAAUACCCUGUACCCCCUCUCUCGUCUUCCAACCAGCUGGUGGAGUAGAUAAUUUUAUUUUAUAUUUUUUUAAAAAGCGGUUUCUGUAUCAUCCAGUUACUUUGUGGUGUUUUCCUGUAAAAAUGUUCUAUCCAAACUUUACGAGUAAAUACCAGUUUUUAACAUACCAUAUUUAUAAUAUAUAUUUACAUAUGAAUUUUUAGUUAAAUUGAAUUAUGAAAAUUAGCCCUUUGGACUUCUAAGUAGAUCUUAAGACACUGAAAUUAAGAAAGUGUUUAAAUCGAAGUUUGGAAUAUUUUAUACUUUUGCGAAACUACGGUGCUCAAAAUUUUAAAGCCUGUUAAAAUUAUUUUUAGGAGGUUUAACGAUUGAUGCAAUGUAAUUCAACUCUCUGUCAGAAUCCACAUUCAUAAACAAAGUUAAUGAAACUAAAGCGUUUUUUUUUCUUUUUUUUUCUUUUUUCGAACGUAACGAAAUCAUUUGAACGGCCAAAACUCUGCAUCUGGCAGGCUGCAAAAGCGCUAUUUUUGCGCACACGUAGGGCGUGUAGAUCUUGGAGGAGUAGAUAGCGUUUAAAAGUUACUAAUGGCAUUCUCUAUUGCUUUCGUACAACGAAAUAAUCUAUCGUUAGGGUCCACGAAUUUCGCUGAUGUCAGCAACAAUUAGCAUGAUUCAAGAGUAUGAAUUUAACCACAUAACUAGCUGUCAACAUUGACAAGUUCGAAAUGUGCAACUUCAAAAAACAGCGAAUGUAACAACUUAGUUUGAUAUCAAAACAGCCAAUUACUUGUGAUGGCGAAAUUCGAAUGUACUUUUUUAUUUUUUGUCCAUGAUUGCAGGUUUAACAGCUCGGUUUAGGAAAGUUUUUUUGACAAUUGUGAUCAUUGAUUCUUUUUCACAUAGCACAGGUCAUUCUCGACCACAGAGCUCUCAAAAGUGGGUUUAUCUCAAACAGCCUUGGGGACCAGAAUUCAUAUAAGUUUAUUAUUUUGAGGAAUACAAACUUCCAGCAUCUUUUGCUUAGUUUUGUCUCAAGGGUUUAGCAAAUUUGUGUUGUUUUUUUGUUGGUGUUUUUUAAUUGACAUAAAUAUUUUGAAAGGAAUAAUUUGUUUUGUCUGGCUUUUGGUAUAAAAAUUUGUUUAAUUAAAACAGUGGUCGAAAUAAACAAAUAACCUUUUUUCUCCCCAGACGUUUGACCUCUCAUAAAACCAGGCCGACUUUUGUGAAUAACCAAAUAUUUUUUAUCACCUGUGACCCCAUGUCCUUUUGUUAAAACAAAAAAGUAAGAUUGACAUUAA